Messenger RNA from Vanderwaltozyma polyspora DSM 70294, 618 nucleotides. RefSeq names its product Tkp4 protein. NCBI's taxonomy places the organism in Eukaryota, Fungi, Ascomycota, Saccharomycetes, Saccharomycetales, Saccharomycetaceae. The coding region runs from base 1 to 618 and encodes 205 amino acids. The record is from RefSeq and is a predicted model, not a curated record. The transcript has a single exon.
AUGGAAUCACUUAGCGAUGAACGGGAUUACAACAUAACUAUUGACAGUGACGUUACCACCACUGACCUAUCCACCGACCUAUCAGGAACAGAUGAAACUGAAGAAGAUGAACCUUCGUCACAGGAGGUGGAGUUUACACAUGAAAAUAACGAAAGUGGUCAACAAGAGGUAGAAUUAGAAAAGAUACUCGACGAAGUCUAUGAGGUACCAUCUCAACUAAGAGAAAACCGAGUAGACAAGAUCAAGGAAGGUAAAUUAUUGAAGAAAGUUUUAGAGAAACUAAAAAUAUCAAAUAACAUUGACAUUAAUAUAUUUACUGAUUCCAAGCCUAGUAUACAAUUUUUAAACAAAGAUUACAGAUCCAAGAAAAGAGAUAAGUUUAUAGAUCUAAAACUAGCAAAGUUAUCAGAACAAGUUCGAGAGAAUAUUAUUGCUAUAGAAAAGAUACCUGGUGUAACUAACGUUGCUGACAUUUUAACCAAACCGGUGACAACGAUUCAAUUUAAGAAAAUAAUUGAAUGUUUAGAGAAUAAAUUAAAUCCUGAAGACAUUCUUCAUAUAACUGAACUAGAAGAAUCAAAAUUCAAGGACAAAGAGAAGAUGUUGAUGAUCAGUUAA